This is a messenger RNA of Venustampulla echinocandica, 2172 nucleotides long. RefSeq lists its product as uncharacterized. Bases 1 to 2172 code for a protein of 723 amino acids. Gene Ontology annotation, biological process: DNA-templated transcription. The transcript has 2 exons. Lineage: Eukaryota; Fungi; Ascomycota; Leotiomycetes; Helotiales; Pleuroascaceae. The record is from RefSeq and is a predicted model, not a curated record. Gene Ontology annotation, molecular function: zinc ion binding; DNA binding.
AUGGCCCUGCCAUCCAACAUACAAUCCGAAACACUUACUGUCAACGACAGUAAGCUUGUCUCCGGCUGCUACAUGCUCCUCCAUGGAAGAAACGGUGUUAUCAUUUCUCGUAUAGAAACGCAACGCCAUAUGCCCCGCGACCGGAACCAUGGCGUGGAGGAACGAUCAGGGCAGAAGCCAUGGACGCGCAUACCGACGAACGCAGUUCUAAGUGCCCUGAGAGCGGAAACAAGACAACUGAUAACCAUAAUUCAGAAGCUGAAGGGUUUAUCGCCCGAGGCAGCUGCCGACCAUUUGAAAUCAAUCUCCAUCAACGAUGAGGGUCGGGUUGUGAACCAUCCACUCUCAAUGCUGACACCUCUGAGCAGCGAAGAGCAACCUGGGGCAACCCAUCAAAAUGAUAAUGAGAGUAAUGAUACAUUCUCAGAUGGAGACCUCGACACGUCUCCUUUUAUUUCCGUCAAUGAAUACGGGACCAUCGAUAGCUUUGGCCCUUCGUCGGCUUUGCAAGUCUCGACAAAGCUCCCAGCACACUCUAACUCCAUGAACCUCGAAAAUAUCCGAAAUAGCUUGAUAGCCAACGCGGUUUUAAAACGGCAAGGCGAAUAUGAGCUUUAUUCAUUUCCCGAUCUGGACGGGGUUGCCACUGAUCUUGGCAUGCACCUUCUCGAGCUUCACUGGAAUCGCCAGCACCAUACUUUCCUUCUGACCUACAGACCAGCCAUUAUGCGUGAUCUCCGACAAGACGGCCCAUUCUCGUCCAAGUUCUUGCUCAACGCAAUCUUCGCCUGCUCGAGCAAGUUCUCGCGAAGACUUGAGGUGCGCGAUGACCCUGAGGACCCGACGACUGCCGGUGGCCGUUUCUUUCGCCGAUGUGAUGACCUGCUGUCACAGGAGUCGCUCCUGAUGGAACCUAGCAUGCCCACCGUUGUAGGAUUGCUACUACUUGGUUCCACAUUCAAUGCUCGUGGCAACACCUCAAAGGGCUGGCUGUACACUGGGUAUGCACUACGGAUGGUGUAUGACUUGGGUUUACAUUUAGACAGGAAGGUUACAGAGGAGAAUGCUGAAGAUAUAGAAAUCAGAAGACGGGUAUUUUGGGGCGCUUUCAUAUGCGAUAAGCUUCAAAGUUUGUACCUCGGGCGUCCUGUGGGCAUCCAGCUACGAGACGCACAUGUGUCGUAUGAGCUGAUUGACACCAUGGAAGAGAAAGAAACAUGGAUACCGUACUUGGACCUUAUGGCGCCCGGUGGUGUUACACCAUCAGCAUUCGCGCGCGGAACGCCGAUAUACUCAGUUACUUGUUUCCAGCAGCUUUGUCGACUUUCUAUAAUCAUGACGAAGAUUAUAAACAAAUUCUAUGUUAUUGGUGCGACUGCAGCAUCCGCGAGGGCUAAUGUCCAAGCCUACGAUGACGCUCUGGUCAAAUGGAAUACCGACCUUCCGACAGAGCUCCGAUACGAUCCUCUUGCUGAAGUAGUGCCCAGUUCUCGUCUUCCAGCGCCUACCGUGAUGAAUCUACACGGAAUCUACCACGCACUGAUCAUACUUCUUCAUCGACCUUUGAUUGCCGAUGGCCAUCUCCGCUCCGCAGCUGGGAUAUUACCAUCUUGGCAAAGAUGCACAAGAGCGGCUGCAAAUAUAACAAAGAUUGCUCUAGCAUACCAGACAGCGUACACGCUACGGGGUGCUCCGUACUUGCUGAGCUACGCUCUCUACGUUGCUUGCACAAUACACGUUCGCAAUGCAGCUGCACUUCAAGCCGGCCACAGGCGUGAGCAUUUAACACUAUUAGCCUCAAGUCUAGCAUGUCUAGAUGAGUUAACUGUCCCAAAUUCCGGGGUUUCGAAAGUCAUGGGCAUCAUUAAGAAACUCAUGGCCGCAAAAGAUGUUCAACUACCUCCUGAUAGGGACGAAACAGCUCAGGUACCACGGGAUGCUCAGGACUACUCUCAAGAUUUUGGACAUCAAAACUUAGAUGCUGUUUUGCGUACUUUUUCUGCCCGGUCAUCACAGAUGCAAGAUAUCUCGCAAAAUAACUCCUCAACACUGGUUAACUGGCUAGAUGGGCAAGAAGAGCCAUUUCAGGACGAUCUACUUUACGGGUUCAUGGGUGACUAUUGCCCUACGAACGGUGAGUUACAAGGACAAGCAUACCCUGGUGUUACAUGA